This is a messenger RNA of Frieseomelitta varia, 5765 nucleotides long. It is a transcript of the gene Hip14, whose product is annotated as palmitoyltransferase Hip14. Gene Ontology annotation, molecular function: palmitoyltransferase activity; protein binding. Bases 577 to 2421 code for a protein of 614 amino acids. Gene Ontology annotation, biological process: protein palmitoylation. The transcript has 10 exons. Gene Ontology annotation, cellular component: Golgi membrane. NCBI's taxonomy places the organism in Eukaryota, Metazoa, Arthropoda, Insecta, Hymenoptera, Apidae. The record is from RefSeq and is a predicted model, not a curated record.
UCCGCUAGAUGACUCGUUGAUAACUACGUUCGUUCUCGAUGAGUAUCGGAUACCGAUCGGACGGCUUACGAAGCCGUUUGGUCAAUAAGAAGCUCCUCGCGAAACUCAAGAAAGCAUAAUGUACAUGUGACGCGAACGAAGUAUCGUGUAUCGGUUCGGUACGCGGCCAGUGCCCAAUAACUCUGUCAAAGAAGGGAAUGUUAACGGCGAUGAAAUUCUGUGACAAAUAAGGGGGAAACAAGAACAGUGCUGACAUACUGGGAUCGUAGGUGUAACGACAAGUCGCAGUAGGGUGUUCUUUCUAUAGAACGGAGGAAAGAAAAGGUCAACCCUUGUCUGGAUUCUAUCCGAUGUGCCGGCGCCCCACUCCCGCUCAUUGUUUGUCCUUUAAAUCUAAUCCCUUAAACUACGUAUUCGAGGGUAGCAUGCCGCAUACUAUGCAAGUCUAUUAUCGUCGUUGUCAUUGUCUGGGAGUUACAUUUUACAACUUGAAUCAAUUUUAAAAAUUCAUUUUUGGAUACAAUAUCCUUAUUGUAUCUAUGAUUUAAUUCCCAAGUUGAUAUUAACAAAUUCAAUAUGUAUGCAUUAAAAAUGCAAACUGCCUGUCAAAGCGAGGGCAGUGGGGAGCCUGAUGAUUCAAGUAGUCAUCAUCAAGAACCUGCUAGGCCUCCAGCACAGGAUUGUAGUUCAUUUGACAUUGUUCGAGCAACUCAAUAUGGAGCUUUGGACCGUGUGACUGAAUUAGUAGAAGCUGGUGCUGAUGUGAAUCAGCCAGAUUCAGAAACUGUAACAUUAUUACAUUGGGCAGCAAUAAACAAUCGAAAAGACAUUGUAAAAUAUUUAAUUGCAAAGGGAGCUGUUGUGGAUGCAAUUGGUGGUGAACUUGCUUCUACACCACUGCAUUGGGCUACAAGACAGGGCCAUUUAUCUACAGUUGUAAUAUUAAUGAGAGCAGGAGCAGAUCCAACUCUUAGAGAUUCAGAAGGUUUCUCAUGUAUUCAUUUAGCAGCACAAUUUGGUCAUACCUCUAUUGUUGCAUAUCUAGUUGCAAAAGGAGUAAAUCCUAAUAUGCCAGAUAGAAGUGCAAUGACACCCCUUAUGUGGAGUGCCUAUAAAGUUAAUAGUCUUGUCUUUUACAGUUUAGAUCCAACGCGCUUGUUAUUAACUUUAGGAGCGUCUCAUUCGCUAGCAGAUAAUUUACAUGGUAAUACUGCUUUACAUUGGGCUAUUAUAGCAGAAAAUAGUACAGCAAUAUCAACACUGGUUCAUCAUGGUGCAUCUUUGGAUGUGCCCAAUAUUCGAGAUGAAACACCAAUGACGUUAUUGGGUCGUCAUAUUGGUGCUGCUUGGUUAGGACAUAAGAUCAGUCAAGAAAUCAGAGAAAAGCAAGGUAGAACAAGACUAUGGUGUAGAGAUAAGAGAAUACGCUGGUAUUGUAUGGUCAGUACACCAUUCAUAGUUUUUUAUGUCAUUGGAAUGAUUUUUCAAAGUGGAUUGGAUUAUCUAGUAAAAAUAGGUGCCUUUAUUACUCUUUACAUAGCACUGUAUUUAGCUAAUCAUUUCAUCUUUGAUGAACGAUUAUUUCAUAUUGUACCAAUGUCAAUCUAUUUGGCUACAAAGAUGUGGAUAUAUGUAACAUGGAUAUUUUGGUUAGGCAUACAUGCUGCAUGGUAUUUGUGGUUACUAUUAGUAGGCGGAUCUGUACCACUUUGGAUAUGUUUCUUACAAUCUUGGAGAGGCGAUCCAGGUGUAAUUACAGCUACACAUGAAGAUAAGUUAAAUACGAUUAUAGAGUUAGCAGAGUCCGGUGGUUUUGAACCACAAUCGUUUUGCAGCAGUUGUUUAGUUAGAAGACCUAUGAGAUCUAAACAUUGUUCUACAUGUGAUCGAUGUGUAGCACGAUUUGAUCAUCACUGUCCUUGGAUUAAUAAUUGUAUUGGUGCGCAUAACCACAAGUAUUUUCUGGGAUUUUUAGCAUCAUUAUUAGGCCUCUGUAUUGUUAUUUUAUCCGCUAGUGUACAAUAUUGGCAAUUUGAAUGCUGGACAAAUUUAACAAAUGGGCAUAGCGCUGAUAAUUAUCUAGUUGCUGCAGCUACAUGCGAUGCUUGGGUAAUGUGGGUCGCAGCAAAUACGGCUCUUCAUUUCUUUUGGGUCGGCACACUACUUGCUUGUCAGUGUUAUCAGAUUAUGGUUCUUGGAAUGACAACGAACGAGCGUAUGAACGCCGGACGUUACGCGCAUUUCAAACAAGGAAAUCCUUUUCAUCGUGGUGCUCUUCAGAAUGCCGCAGAUUUUUGCAAUUUAAGCUUCUGCGGAGUAAAAGCAAAACCCAGCUCGGACUGGUUGCAUAGCUUUGAUCAUAAACAGAGCAUCGAAAAGUUACCUCUCCUUGCUACGAAAGACAACUUUCAAUAUAUUUAGAAUUUUUCUUAAGGAGAAUUUCAUGGAGAAUAAUAUAAUUUUGCCAUCAGAAGCUAAUAUAGUGUGUCAUAUCAUUUACGUCUGAAGCAUACUUUCGAAUUACCAAAGAGUUACUACGAAAUUAGAAAUGAUUUUCAAGGGAGGUAGUGAUUUUGCAUAUACAGAUUUAAAUUGCAUACUAUAAAUAAUUUCUUACAUUUAAUGAAAUACAAAUUUUAACAUUCGUCUACCGUAAAAGACUGUUCUACAAUGUAAGUAUGCAUAUCUCACAUUUGUGUAUAUUCUUCGUUUCGAAUAUGAAACAGAAGAACACGUUGCACAAGUACUUUGACUCUAUUUUUACAACAAAUUGUGAACCAAGAUUUUUUUUGUCUUUGUAUAUUAUCACUACAGUUUACGUGAUGUAAACGAAAUGUUAAUAUAAUUGAUUAAAAAAUAAUUUACUUUAUAUCACGUUGUAAAUAUCUAUAGUUUUCAUGAAAUUGUUAAAAACAUAAAUAUUAAUGUUUUUUUUAAAUUAUACGUUUUUUACUUUAUUUUAGAUGCUAAAUAUUGUAACAAGUAUCAGGUUCAAUUUAUAAAUAAUUGAAUUAAUUAAUUUGUAAGUACAAUUUUUAUCGUAUUAGAAAACUAAUAUCUUUACACAAAAAAAAGCCAUGACAGCCAGGUUAAUGAGAUCAGUACAUAACUGAUAUUAUUUAUUACAAUUAUUUAUAUUUCGUAGUUUUUAAUUUCGUUAUAAAGUUUGUGACAGAAAUAAGAAUAGCAAUAUUGUCAGUUUUCGCUAAGUUAGAAUGUUUUCAUAUUAAAUUUGAAUGAAAUAUAUAGAAAAGAAACUUAAGUUUCGUGAAAUUAUCAAAGACUAUUACUAACGAAAAGUAUGGCAUAUUUAUGUUAAAAAAUUAACGAAUUAUUUUAAUCCAAAAAUGAAAAAUAAACGUUGCGCAACAUUAUUAUAAAUAUAUGCAUAUUACUGCAUAUUACUGUUGGCAAUAUAAUUUGUCUUUCGUACUUGUGAAUAAGUUUACCUGAUUUAAGUGCCAUACUUAUGUUUCUAAAAAAAGAAAAAAAAAAAAACAAUUGUAUUAUUAUGUUGUUUAUAUACUACAUAUAUUUACACACGUACAUAUUUAUAUAUAUGCUCUAACUUUGUAAGAUUUGAGUAAUAUUGCGUGUUGUAUCUAAUCUGUCAUUGCAUUAUGUAAAAAACAUUUUAACGAUAGCAUAGUCUAUAUAAAAUUGUUUAUAAUGUAUGUUUUAAUAGGUGUCAUUCUUUAAUAUAUCAUAAAAUUUCAAAAAGUUAUAUUAUUAAUUAUAUAGAGAAAUAUCAAAUAUAGAAAAAAAAGAAAGGAGAAAAAUACGAGCCUGAUACAUUUUUGUACAAUUACAUUUGUGAUGAUGAUUGUUAAUAGAAAAUAAUCGUCGGACGUUACUUUACAUUCCAGAAAUGUACUUCAAUGUAUAAUUGCGAAUUUUUCUUUCGUCUCUAGUGUGUGAUUAAAAAUGUAUGCUCACUUUUAAUUCAAGUUUAUCAGCAUUAUUCACAUGCAUAAACGAUUGGAGUGCACUGUUAAGGUUGCAAGUGCUAUGUCAAUUCUACUUUCUAACAUUGUUAGGCAUAAGUAUUAAAUAUUAAUACUAUGAAAGUUGCGUUGCGCGCACAAUUAACGCAAGAAAACAUUCUAUAAUUAAUUGCAUCCUUAACAGAAUCGGACUCAACUUAAUUUUAUUAAGAUUUAAUUCAAAAUAAAAACCCAUGUUACGAACAUUUUUAUCAGUGAUUCCGUUCAAUCAGUUAUUAAGUAUAAGUAUUAAAUACUCAAGUUAAAAAGAGUGCAUAUGUUUUUAACAUUGCAUUUCCAAUAGGUGCCUAAAUGUCUAAUUACAUUAUCUUACAUAAAUUUAUAAAAAAAAAAGAAAACACUCUGAGGAUUGAUCAAAAGUCGCUUAAAUGUGUUUGAAAUUUAAGUUCUAAUUCGUUAAGUAAGUAAGUUUACGAAUAGUUUGACAUAGACAAAUGUUUCUCCAAUUUAUUAGUUCUAUCUGGGUUAAAUAAUAUCAUGUUCCUGAUAACAAUGAUAACAAUUAUAUCAUUUUAUCAAUUGUACUAUAUAAUUCCAUUGUUUUUUACAUUGUUUUAAUUUGCGCGAUAACGACAGUUUAUGUACAAAUCAUUUAAUUUUAUUAUGUAUAUAACUGAAUUUAUUUCCAUUUUCAUAACUUGACAGUUUCCUUUGUAAGCCUUUAAUGUAAAAAUACGCAUGUACAGGACAAAAUUAACAUUCGGUACAUUUAUCAAACUGUCAUUUGUUAAGAACAAGUUUUCAAUUUUGACUGCUUGUACAGAAUGUUAAAAGCUGUUUGUACAAAACGUUGAGGCGUGCAUAUAUAAGAGUAAUAUAAUAUAGAUUCAGUCAUGCGAUGAUAUUAAGGAAUGAAUACUCUAUAUCAGAAUUAUUGCAAAAAACAUCUGUAUAAAUAUUAUAAAUAUAAAUGUAAGUUAAAUGUAAUUACUUUAUAACUGACUUAACUACUUAUUGAAUGAAUGUGUUAGUCAAACAUAUGAUUUUCCUCGAAUAUGGUACGUGUUUAGUAUUUACGCAUAUUUCCAAUCUAGUCCAAUUGAUAUUAAGAUAAUCUGGUAUUUAGAUUAUGUUUAUCUCGCGUGAACAACGAGAUACAGUCGAUUUAUGUAUAGCAGGUAGUUUCUCUUAUUUUCUAAGCGAUUGAGUCUAUAAAACAAGAAGAAGAAUUGUGUAGUUAAUGACACGUUAUCAACGAAUAAAAAGCAUUGAAAUUGUAUUAUAACAUUCUGAGAAACUUACAAAUAAGAAAUAGAUGAAUACAAUAUAGAGAGGUUUUUAUAAUUAACAUUUUCAAACAUUUAAUUUGUAUGUUACAAGAAUUGUUUGCUUUGAAGAUGUAUAAGAAAGUUGAAAUGAUGCAUUAAAUAUACACAGAUUAAGAUUUGAAAAGGAUUUGAUCUAGAAAUAUGUGAGCAUUUGAACGUUUAGGUACUAGUUGAAGUUUUUUGUGAAAAACGAUUAAACAUAGUUAUAUAUAAUCUUUUUGCGACUUGUUAUAAAUUUGAAAAAUUAUGAAACUCCUCGCAAACAUAGAUGAAUUUACAGCUAUUGUAUCGAAUCGUAUUAAAUUAAUACUAUUAAUCUAAUUAUAACACUCUACUUCUGACUAACACGCAACCAAUGUAAAUAACUUUUACUUUGAACAACUUGUUCCAAGAACAAGAACAUUUUUAGCUAAUCGCAAAAAGAAUUCAAUCAAAGUUAUUAUAUGUUGUGUAACAAAUAAAAGAAAAGAUAUAAAUGAUUAAAUUUAUCGAC